AUAUAUAAAAAAUUACAUCAUCAUCAUCUUCAGACCAAGGGCAUUUUGCAUCAUCUGUUGAAUUGAAUUCCUGCACUUUAUUCUGUAUUCACACUCAAUCCUGCAACAUAUUAUAUUGUCCUAACUUUGCUUAACUGUCAAGAUUUAUUUAUAACACAAAAUUAAUUUACAAUGUCGUUAAACUUGGAGGGGAAAAAGUUCCUCGUAACUGGAGCUGGUCGAGGAAUUGGACGUGGCAUUGCCGAGAAAUUAUAUCAACUUGGUGCAACUGUACACGCAGUUUCUAAAACACAAUCGAAUUUGGAUCAAUUAAAAACCAAAUGUCCAAACAUGAAGACUUACAAGGUCGACUUAUCAAAUUGGGAGGAAACUAGGCAAAUCAUUUCUGCCAUUGAAUGUGUUGAUGGUCUCGUUAAUAAUGCCGCAAUUUUGAUGGAUUGUUCCAUCAUGGAAGCCAAAUUGGACGACUAUGACUUAAUUUGGAAAACCAAUGUAUCCUCUGUAUUAAAUAUCAGCCAGAUUGUUGCUACAAAAAUGAUAGAAAAUGGAAAAUGUGGCUCCAUUGUAAACAUUUCUUCCAACGUUGUUAACGCUGGUGCUCCCACCUUAUCGAUGUACGCGUCCUCAAAGGCAGCCUUGGAUCGAUUAACCAGCUCAAUGUGCCUCGAAUGGGGAAAGCACAAUAUUCGUGUCAACUGCGUUAGUCCUUCCAUCACGGAAACGGAUAUGAUUGGAGAUUUUAAAGAACAAAAGGAAAUCUGUGCCGAAUUUAUUGCACGUACCCCGCUGGGAAGACUGUUAGUCGUGGAGGACGUCAGUGGACCAGUACUUUUCAUGUUGAGCGACUUAUCAAAAAUGAUAUCUGGGCAACAAUUGAUCAUCGAUGGUGGAUAUAAUUGUUCCUGAUUCACGAAAAUAUGUAUCCGUGAUGCGUAUAGUAUACUCUUACGUAGUAUUAAAAAUAAUGUGACGCUUUCGAAAAUCAAAUGCACUCUGAAUUCUAUAUCCAGUAAACGAUACUCAAUUCAGAGUUAACUUUACCCUUGAUUAGGGUUUUACAUUGUCAGUGUCAACGGAAUAAAUGUCAUGUCAUGUCAUAAAUGUCAUGACAUGUCAAUUUGUCAAUUUUUUGUCAUAAAUGUCACAGCUUCAAAAUGUAUGACAUUUAUGACAAAUAUGACGGACAUUUAUGACAUUUGUCAUAACUGUCAAUCUCAAUAUACCCCGUGACCAGGUAAUCUUAGCAGUAGCUAUUAAAACUUCUUUCUCUCAUUGCAAUUCAACGAGUCAAGAAAUGUUCUUGUUUUAUCGCCAUCCGCUCGUAUUUAUAUAUAUUUAAUUGUAAGUAUAACGUCAAAUUUAAUUACCUUUCACAGUUUCAUUGAAGAACUUUAAAGUUAGAAAUUUCCUCUUUUCCGCCUGCUUUAAUUUUAUCUAUAGUUCUCUUAGUUUGAUUGCCAAGUAGAUUCAGUCUCCCGGUCUACAACUGUAAAUAUUUAAAUGUUGUAAGCAUUGGUAGAAUUAGUUGCAGUUAACUCUGCCAAGUUGAUCGUAACUAGAAACGUUUAGAAAAUAUGCACCGAGCUGGCUGCAACUUCCUUUAUAUCCUGCUGGAUGAAUUAUGUAUCGAGUGAAUUAAUAUAUGACCUUACUAAACUCUGUCGACUACCAGUGGUCCAAGCUUCACAUUGCUCUCAUAUUUAACGAAAAACAUUUUAUGUUAUCCGAAAAGACAGACUUCAGGUCAAUAUAAUUGGAAGAAACAUGUCUGGAAUCGACCAACUCCUCCAAAUAAAUGCUUCCAAUAAAGCUGAUGAUCAGAGACAAACGGAAUAAGUUGUAAUUUUAGGAGCGAAAGUCAAUUGACGACUUUAAUUUUUGAAUAUUAUAUUAAUAUAAUAUUUCUAGUGUCGUUCGUAGUAAAAAAUUAUAUGAGAGGAAAGAAGUGUAGCUGAAAAACAAAAUAUACCCCCUACGACGAUUUUUUAUUUGGGGAAAAUGAGAUAGAAAAUGAAAAUGUCAUAAUUGUCAAUGACAAGUUGACAGAAAAGUUGACAAUUUCGAAUUUGACAAAUUUUCAUAAAUGUCAUAAUUGUCAAUAAAAAUAAAUGUCUGACAUUUAUGACAUUUAUGACAUUUAUGACAUUUAUGACAUGUCAAAAUGUCAUGACAAGUUGACAAUGUAAAACCCUACCCUUGAUCAAGUUAAUAUUUCUCUUGAUUUGAUAUAGUUUGCUUGUUCUUCUUUUAGAAGGGGAAACAUUAUACUUUUAUUAAUUUCAUCCAAUUACAUCAUCAAUUUGAGAAAUAAUUCCUCCAAACAUUGUAAAUAUGUAUUUGAAGCCCAAUUGGCAUACCAGCUUUGUCACUGAGAGUGUAUGGAAAUUGAAAUAAAAUAAAAAUAGUUUUUGUUAUUCAACUUUAAAAAAAUUUUGCAAAAUUA
This is a messenger RNA of Folsomia candida, 2443 nucleotides long. Its product is annotated as L-xylulose reductase. Lineage: Eukaryota; Metazoa; Arthropoda; Collembola; Entomobryomorpha; Isotomidae. The coding region runs from base 172 to 906 and encodes 244 amino acids. Gene Ontology annotation, molecular function: L-xylulose reductase (NADPH) activity; carbonyl reductase (NADPH) activity. Gene Ontology annotation, biological process: glucose metabolic process; xylulose metabolic process. The record is from RefSeq and is a predicted model, not a curated record. The transcript has 4 exons.